GUGACGUUCAGCAUUUUAUAAAAAAAAAGAUUGCGGCAUUUUCAGCUAAUUUUCGCGCUUGCAGAAAAUUUUAUUAUUUCAUUAAUAAUAUAGUGAAUUUGUACAAAAUACGCCGCAAUUCAAUUGAAAUUAGUGUGCGGGAGUUGGCAAUAUAUAAAUAAGUGUGUUUAAGUGCAUAAAAAACGGUAAUCGCGUGGAUUUGUAUUUAAGCUGCUGCUGCAAAAAUGUCCGUACGCGAUCAAAUUAAAAUAGAUAUAGAAUGGGGACACGAACGUUUGGUGCGCUCUCAACAGGUGGUGGAGAUGCGUCCCUACGACAUUGAAUCGUGGUCGGUGUUGCUGCGUGAGGCACAAACGCGGCCUGUGAACGAUGUGCGGAGUUUGUAUGAAUCGUUAGUGAAUGUAUUCCCAACAACAGCACGUUAUUGGAAGAUCUACAUAGAACAAGAGAUGAAAGGCCGAAAUUUUGAACGUGUUGAAAAAUUGUUCCAACGUUCGUUGGUAAAAAUUUUAAAUAUAGAUUUGUGGAAGUUGUACUUGACAUAUGUGAAAGAGACCAAAGCUGGGUUAAGCACGCACAAAGAAAAGCUAGCGCAGGCUUAUGACUUUGCUUUGGAGAAAAUUGGCAUGGAUUUGCAUUCGUUCUCAAUUUGGCAGGACUACAUACAUUUCUUGCGCAGCGUAGAAGCUGUGGGUAGUUAUGCGGAGAAUCAGAAAAUUACCGCAGUGCGUAGAGUGUAUCAGAAAGCCGUGGUUACGCCCAUUGUAGGCAUUGAGCAAUUAUGGAAAGACUAUAUAGCGUUUGAGCAUAACAUAAAUCCCAUAAUAUCGGAGAAAAUGAGUUUGGAGCGUUCAAAGGACUAUAUGAACGCACGUCGUGUUGCCAAGGAACUUGAAAUACUUACUAAAGGCUUAAAUCGUAAUUUACCGGCCGUACCACCAACACUUUCCAAAGAAGAAGUGAAGCAGGUUGACUUAUGGAAGAAAUUCAUUGCAUUCGAAAAAUCAAAUCCUCUACGUACAGAGGACACCGCGCUCAUAACGCGUCGUGUUAUGUUUGCUACGGAGCAAUGCCUGCUGGUGCUCACCCAUCAUCCGGCUGUGUGGCAUCAGGCAGCGCAGUAUUUAGAUCAAAGUGCGCAAGCGUUGGCGGAAAAAGGCGAUACACAAGCUGCUAAAAUCUUCGGCGAUGAAUGCGCCAACAUACUGGAGCGUUCCAUUAACGGCGUCUUGAAUAAAAAUGCGCUGCUCUACUUUGCCUAUGCAGACUUUGAGGAGGGACGCAUGAAGUAUGAUAAAGUGCAUGCUAUGUACAACAAAUUGCUCUCCAUACCGGAUAUUGAUCCAACGCUGGCUUACGUGCAAUAUAUGAAGUUCGCUCGUCGCGCAGAGGGCAUAAAAUCCGCGCGUGCUGUCUUCAAGAAGGGCCGUGAAGAUGUACGCUCACGCUAUCAUGUAUUCGUGGCUGCAGCAUUAAUGGAAUAUUACUGUUCGAAGGAUAAGGAUAUUGCUUUUCGUAUAUUUGAACUCGGUUUGAAACGUUUCGGCGGUAGUCCGGAGUAUGUUAUGUGUUACAUCGAUUAUUUGUCACAUUUGAAUGAGGACAACAAUACGCGUGUGCUGUUCGAGCGCGUGCUGUCGUCGGGUGGUCUUACGCCUGCGCUUAGUGUGGAUGUAUGGAAUCGGUUUUUGGAAUUCGAAUCGAAUAUUGGCGAUUUGUCGAGUAUUGUGAAAGUGGAGCGCCGGCGCAGCGCGGUGCUGGAGAAUCUAAAAGAGUAUGAGGGCAAAGAGACUGCACAGCUGGUGGAUCGCUAUAAAUUUCUGGAUCUUUAUCCCUGCACAAGUGUUGAGCUGCGUUCCAUCGGCUAUACAGAGAAUGUCGGCAUUAUGACAAAUAAAAGCGCCGCCGCCGCUACCGCUGCCAAGCCGGAUGAACCCGAUGUCGAGCAGGUUGUCUCUUUGCCGCGUCCCGAUUUCUCUCAGAUGGUGCCGUACAAGCCGAAAGUGAAUGCACAUCCCGGCGAACAUCCGCUAGCCGGUGGCACCUUUCCACAACCGCCAGCUUUGGCUUCACUGUGCGCACAGCUGCCACCGCCUGUAUCCUUCCGCGGUCCGUUUGUCUCCAUCGAAAUGCUGUUCGACAUCUUCAAUCGCAUUAAGCUGCCAGACGCUGUGCCCCUGCCCGUCGGCGAUCAUGGUUGCGAUACGAAACUCUUCGAUUUGGCGAAAUCGGUGCAUUGGAUUGUCGAUGACAGCGUCUGCACCGGCGAUGCGGGCAGUCUGAAACGGCGACGCAUGCUGCCCGGCGGUGAUGACAGCGAUGAAGAGGGUCAAGCACCAGCGCCACCAGCUAAUGAUAUAUACCGUUUGCGGCAGCAAAAACGCUUCUCCAAAUAAAUAUGUUUUUUCUAAAUAUAAAUAAUAUAAUAUGUGUAUUUUAAGCGCGCGCGUCGCUGCAUAGUGCAUGCAGCAUUUAACGCAAUGUAAAAAACGAGUUUUUCUUUCUGCAAAGAGUUUUAAAGUUUUUAUUUAUUCAUUCACACAUAACGGCAAUAUAAAGGCAUUACAUAUAAUAUUUCAAAACUACAACUAUUGGACGGUAUUUAGUGAGUAUAUGUUAAAUGCUUGCUAAAUUUAAAUUUAAUUUUAAUUUGCUAAAUUAAGUUAUUUUCUUAUCUAACACCUAGGUAAGAGACACUGCUAUUGGCGUGCAAGUUUUCAAAAAUAUACAAUGAACACAAUACAACGAUUAUAAGAAAAAACAACAAUAUUUAUUAGACACAAAAGCUGGUUUUGUCUGCUGCUUGCUGUUGUUGCUGUAGCCAAAGCUGUAAUUUCAAUCAAUCAAAUAACUGCACUUAUUGUAUCAGCGAACACGCAAUUGUUAUAAUUGUUGUAACAGCAAAAAAUACGCCUCCAACGUUUUUGUUGUAUGCUGUUGUGCAGUCAGUAUCUGAAACUGCACAGUAAUCCUCAUCAGCAACAGUUACCAAGCACCAGCAGAUAAGCCUCGCCACAAUGUUUCUACAAAUUCAAAUUAUCAAACACCGGCCAUACGACAGGCCAAAUCACUACUUAACCUCAAAUUAUAAAUUGCUCUAAGUAAGGUGCUAAUAUUAUUAUAUAAUGAACUGAAAAUUAAACGGCUGCUGCAGAUGACUGGAUAAAUUGGGUACAUACGCCAUCUCUAACGGGUUACCAAUAAACCUAUUGACUUGUAAUACCGGUCGCACCACCCACAAAACCACAAUUGGACAUUGAAAAUGCGCCGCCAAGCCCAACUGGAACUCGUUCAUCACGAAACCGAAGAGCAACAGAUCAAAUGAGUUUGCGCUAUUUUCACGCAGAAACUCACGCAUUGUCGGCUGC
Zeugodacus cucurbitae (melon fly) is the source of this 3368-nucleotide messenger RNA. It is a transcript of the gene su(f), whose product is annotated as protein suppressor of forked. Gene Ontology annotation, biological process: mRNA 3'-end processing. The transcript is spliced from 12 exons. Gene Ontology annotation, cellular component: nucleus. Bases 225 to 2396 code for a protein of 723 amino acids. The record is from RefSeq and is a predicted model, not a curated record. Lineage: Eukaryota; Metazoa; Arthropoda; Insecta; Diptera; Tephritidae. Gene Ontology annotation, molecular function: mRNA binding; protein binding.